Messenger RNA from Thalassophryne amazonica, 2556 nucleotides. RefSeq names its product uridine monophosphate synthetase (gene umps). The coding region runs from base 93 to 1556 and encodes 487 amino acids. The record is from RefSeq and is a predicted model, not a curated record. Lineage: Eukaryota; Metazoa; Chordata; Actinopteri; Batrachoidiformes; Batrachoididae. The transcript has 10 exons. Gene Ontology annotation, molecular function: orotidine-5'-phosphate decarboxylase activity; orotate phosphoribosyltransferase activity. Gene Ontology annotation, biological process: 'de novo' UMP biosynthetic process; 'de novo' pyrimidine nucleobase biosynthetic process.
AUGGAGAGCACGUUUUCUCCUCAGCUUUGUUUUAAACUAUUUACGGCUGUGAGCGCUUCAGGUCAGGAGUUUGUACACGCGACUACGAUACGAUGGCCGAUACAUGUAUUGAUAGUGUAAUUCUGAAGCUGUACGAAGCAAAUGUGGUUAAAUUUGGAGAGUACAAACUGAAGAGCGGCCUAAUAAGUCCUAUUUACGUCGACUUGAGGGUUUUGGUGUCUCACCCGUCGCUCAUGAAGCAGGUGUCAGGUCUGAUGUACCAGCGGGCACAGGACGAAGAACUGAAGUUUGACUCCGUGUGUGGCGUUCCAUACACAGCACUGCCGCUAGCUACAAUUAUCUGUGCUACGAAUGAAUUGCCCAUGCUCAUCAGGCGAAAGGAGGCCAAAGACUAUGGAACUAAGAAAAUGUUGGAGGGCUCGUUUUCUGAAGGUGAUACCUGUUUGGUCAUUGAGGACACGGUGACCAGCGGUUCCAGCAUUCUGGAGACUGCAGACCUGCUACACAAGCAUGGACUUCAGGUGACAGAUGCCAUAGUACUAAUUGAUCGGGAGCAAGGUGCUGUUGACAUGUUGGCGUCUCGAGGAAUUAAGCUUCAUCCGGUCAUCUCCAUGUUUAAACUGCUCAACGUGCUGCAAGCAGCUGAAUGCAUCGAUGCCCAAACCUCACAGAAUGUCCGCAAGUUCAUCUUGGACAAUAACAAAUUCAGCCUGAGGAAACAUGGCUGCAGUGAUGUUCUUGCUGCCAAACAACCACGUAUAGAUCAGAAUGAGGAGCUGAGCUACGCAGCCAGAGCCGCGCUGCCAAACAUUCACCCUUUGGCAUCAAAGCUGCUGAAGAUCAUGGAUGAGAAGCACUCGAACCUUUGUUUGUCUGCUGAUGUGACCAGUACUAAUGAGCUGCUCCAGCUAGUGGACAGUUUAGGUCCAAAGAUCUGCAUGUUAAAGACUCAUGUCGACAUACUAAAGGACUAUAAUGCAGCAUUCAACCAGACACUGCAGGCUUUGGCUGAGCAGCACAACUUCCUCAUCUUUGAAGAUCGCAAGUUUGCGGACAUUGGAAACACGGUUAAGCACCAGUAUGAAGGUGGCAUGUACCAGAUCUCCUCGUGGUCACACAUUGUAAACGCUCAUGUGGUGCCUGGGCCUGGAGUGGUGAAGGGUCUGAGUGUUGUCGGAAAGCCUUUGGACCGAGGCUGCUUGCUCAUAGCACAGAUGAGCUGUGAAGGCUCGCUGGCCACUGGGGAUUACACAAAGGCAGCACUGAAGAUGGCAGAGGAUCAGUCUGACUUUGUGAUCGGCUUUAUCUGUGGCUCUAAGGUCAGCAACAGACCAGAGUUCCUUCACAUGACUCCUGGAGUACAGAUGCAGACUGGAGGAGAUUCAUUGUGCCAGCAGUACAGCAGCCCAGAGGAAGUUAUUUUUAACAGAGGUUCUGACAUCAUCAUCGUUGGUCGUGGUAUCUUAGAAGCCCCUGACAGGCUGAUGGCUGCUGAGACAUACAAGAAGUCUGGCUGGGACGCUUACAUGAAAAGACUGGGCCAGACUGGCCAGUAAAAGAUGACUGGCCAAAUGAUGAAUUAAACUUCUCGGGAUCCCUGGAAGUCAGAGGAUGUGGGACAUUCCCAAAACACAAAUAUUCACAUGUAGUGGGCUAGCAGUUAUACAACACCAAAAUAGAUCCUUGUCAUUUCAUUUGUGGAUUGGUAUUGCUUUGCUGUUUCAUUGUAUUGAAAAAUAAUCAGUUACACGAUUUAAGUCUUUAAUCAAGCCAUUUGGUUCAUUUAGGCUUCAUACAUUUCCUGCCAUUGCAUGAUUACACUAGCUUCUUGUAAAAAUGCAUCCAAAAUAUGAGGAAGCUAUUGAAAGCAUGUGAACUUCCCUUGAAUUUGAUCUAUUUAGGGGUCAUAUAAAGUAAAUAAUUGUUUUCCAUUCGUGCAAUGAAAAGAAUGUUUUCAUUCAUUGAAAGAUGGGAUGUGCCGUCUUUCACCUUUCAAAUACUUGUACCAUUGCACUCAUUUAUUAUUUGUAUAUAUUAUUAUUACUGUAUUAUCAUUCUGUAGAAUGAUAAAUGCCCCCCCCCCAACAAAAGACACGGUAGGUCUGCAAACAUGCCAGUAAUUGCUCUUAAGUCCCAGUAUUUUGCUGUCAACAUUUGAUUUUACAAUGUGAACAGACAUGGCAACAUUUCAAAAAACGCUUUGAUGAGGGGAUGUAUGGUGAGCCUUUGUAGCUCGCAUCAUUGAGGCAUUUGUAUGUUGUAAUGCAUUUAUUUCUCAGGCUGAGAGAUCCAACCAUGUAGUACAGAACCUGGUGACAGAACUUGAAGUAACCGUUUAUGACCACAUUGUCUAACACGGUCCUGAAAUGAUUACUCUGUCCCAGAGCGCUGCCUGUUUCCACUGUGGCCUUACCUGUUUGUAUCAGUGGAAUUCUUGUUGAUUUAAUGAGCAAAAUUUUUUCUCACAGGGAUUCCCAUUUUCUGUGGCCCACCAGUUUCUUUUCAUGGUGAUGUAAUAAAAACUGAGGUUAAAACUCAGAUUAAAAAUGUUGCAAG